AUGAUGAUAAGUUAUCCUGGUCUUGCAAAAUUGAAAACGAAGACGGUUGUGUAUCCAAAUGUGCUUCUGGCUAGCGACUCAACUACGCUCGAAGAGCUAAAGGAGUUAAGCUCAUUACGUAAAGCAAUCGAGGAUUCCAUUAAUGAUAGUAGCAAUGUCACAAACGCCAUUGCACGAGAAAUGUCUGGCGGCCUCACAUCCCGUUACGAACAGGACAUUCAAAAACUGGCAAACUAUCUGCCUCUGUUGGAAAACCUGGUACACAACAUUAAUGCGAAAUUCAAGAAUGAAAAGAUGGUUUGCUGGGUUUCGAGCCUCAAAAUACGGUGGACAAGCGUGCUUAGUUCGUCUUCAAUCUUUCACAUCAAAGGCCCGAAAUUCCAUCAAAUAAACGAUAUCAAUUUCGAGCUCGGGAUGUCGCUGUUCCUCUAUGAUGUUGUCCAAUCGGCCGCGCUCUUCAGAAAGGCAGCCGGAGUUUACGAUUAUUUAGCAAAAGAAGUUCAUAUUUUGGUAACUCGGACAGAAGAUAGGAUUCCGGAAGCUAUGCCUAAUAUAUCUUCUAUUAUGAGCCUCAUUUGCUUAGCAGAUGCUCAGGCUGUGACGACAAAGAAGUCGGAAGAAAAUGGGAAUUCGGGCAGGCUUUUAGCGAAAUUGCACUAUGGCAUUACGGAGUUUUUGUCCGAAGCUAUCGAAUUGUUGCAAGCCACAACCAAAGAUUGCAAAGAUAUUACGUCUCGCCUUAUGGAUUACAUGAUGACUUGCAAGAGUCUACACGAGUUAAAGAGUUACAAGUACAUUGCGGAGAACCUAAAAAGCGAAGGUAAGUUUGGUUUAGCGAUCGGAAUUCUUCAGCGGGAAAUUUCAAAUGACAAGAAAGUGGCGAUAAAGGACGAGUCUUGGAGAUCGGUACGCAAACAGGUGGUGAAUGAGUUGAGCGUUGUCUUAAGGAAAUACGAGCACGAGAAUGAAUUUGUGUGGCACGAGAAAGUUCCCAGUAAAUAUGAACUCCCCUGGGCUCAAGGUGUGAAAGUUGUUAGUGCCAUUCCAUACCAGCCACAGAAAUUGGAAAAAAUACUUGAAUUCAAAUUGAAGCUGCUAGGUUUUGGUGGGAGAAAAAUGAUAAGGGGCACAAUAAGAUUCAUUGGGUUGCUGGGGAAAAAUUAUCUAGGCCUAAAAGGUGAGGGAGGACUAGGUUUUAAGGAUCUCAGAACCUUCACUGAGGCUUUACUCAUGAAGCAGCUCUGGAGGGUGCUUAUCAAACCCAAUUUGCUUAUGAGUAGAGUAAUCAAAGGGAGAUACUUUAGUAAGGAGAGGUUGAGUGAGGUGCACAAGAGCCUCUACUUGCUGGCAAUUGCUUGGGGUGAGCUGGAACAUAUUGCAGAACAUGGAAUGCAAAUUCCAAGACUGGUUGGUGGAGGUAAUUUGGGAAAGAGUGGAGAGAGGAGAACUGAAGAUGGUGCAAAGGAGGAGACGAUAAAAUACUGGAUGGCUAACUUUGGAGAUGGUGUAGAUGGCAGGAGUGAGGAAGGACAAAGAUCUGGUCGGGAAGAGCAUUUUUACAGAGAAGAAGGACAGAAGUCUAUUUCUGUCAGUGCCUCAAGUUCUACUAGUGACAUAUUGAGUCUUGAAGGAGUUGCUGCAGAGGGAGAAAACCUAGUGCAACAGUGGUCACAGACUCUAGACUUUGAAGGCAACAAGAAAGAGGCAGGGUUGGUAGCAGUUAGAUGGAGAUUACUUAGAGUGAAAGAAAUGGAGUGGAUGGAAGUGAACUGCAAGAUUGAAGACAAAAGCCUUCUAGAUUUGCUGCAGAGAAGAGACCCCUUUGAUUGUUACACCUCUAUUGUACUAGAUGAUAUUUUGCUAUUCAUUUCUGCUGAUUUUAAAUAUAACUUUAUGUUAGAUAAAGUGAGGUGUGGUGUUUUAUUCUCAGUUAGUCGAGAGGGCCCAGACUGUACCACCUAUAUAGGUGUGUGCUUAGGUGGGAACGUGGUAACCAUUUGA
Molecule: messenger RNA, 2001 nt
Organism: Striga asiatica
Lineage: Eukaryota; Viridiplantae; Streptophyta; Magnoliopsida; Lamiales; Orobanchaceae
Source: the annotation of a GenBank genome assembly